GUGAUACUCCAGCCCAGCUCCUGGGCUAGCCACUUCCACUAGCGGGUGCUUUGCUACCGGGGCUGGAGAGGACUGGGCAAGGCAGUUCCUCGUUGACGAUUGUCAGGAAAACGGUCUGUCCAGGAGUUACGCGAGGGAGAGGGGCUGCGCCUACACAGCACGAUUCGUCCGUUAUUCAUGUCGCUUUAGAUUUGCCCGAUAUAGUGUUUUCCCGUCCUCUAACAAGUAACUUCUGAGAUACUGUGACAGCGGUGGAUUCCCUGUGAUAUCAGCCAAUACCAUGUCCAUGUUCAGCACGGGCAUCCUUGUGCUGACGUCCCCUCUCCACACUCUCCCCCUGCGCAUCACUCCAGUGCUCAGCUCAGCUGCUGAGCUCGUAGAGCGCACACUCUACGUCCACCUCCACCCCGGGCUGAACCUGGGAAGUGGCAGCCAGCCUCGACCGGUUUUCAUUCCAUCAGUUGUGGACCUGUCGACACUCAUCACCCGCCUUUACAGCAGUGCAGCAGAUAUAUGCGGGCACCUGGAUAUUCGGGUUUUGCUGACCAAUGUUCGCGCUCAGUCAGCCGCUUGCAGCGGGACCACGAUCCCAAACUGCCCCUUCCCAACUCCACAGCCUCUGUCUCACUCCCCGGAGGUGGUGCUAACAGACUUUCCUCUUCAGGACCCAGAUCAGUCCCAUCAGGUCACCCAGUGUCUGCAGAGGUACACCGGCCACUGCUACGUCUGCAGCCCCAGCCUGCCCUCAGUGCUGCUUCACCCACAGCUAAUGAGGCUGCAGGAGAAAGAGGAAGGGCUGAAAGAGCCUGAAGAAAAGGAGAAACCUUUGGAAACGUACAGUGAUGUGGUGGUAGGGGGGACGUUUGACCGGCUCCAUGGUGCCCACAAGACGCUGCUCAACAUUUCAUGCCUGCUAGCCAAUAGGAAGUUCCUUAUCGGUGUGUGUGACCAAGCAAUGUUGAAAAAAAAAGUGCUAAAGGAGCUGAUCGAGCCCUACACUCUGCGGGUUCAGAGACUACGGGAGUUCCUGCAAGACAUUAAACCGUCACUACAGGUGGAGAUUGUGCCCCUCAGCGACCCCUUUGGAGUGUCUGUGGUUGACCCCCUGCUGGAGUGUAUCGUGGUCAGCGAGGAGACUAGAAAGGGAGGCAUGGCUGUGAACAAGAAACGCAUUGAGAAUGGCCUUCCAGCUCUUGUUCUUCAUGAGAUCCAGUUGCUUAAGGAUGCCCACCACACUGAGACAGAGGAGGAGAAGAUCAGCUCCUCUAGUCUACGCUCUCGACUCCUGGGCACUCUCCUCACCCCACCUAAAGACACAUCCCAUCUCCCUCCCCUUCCAUAUGUGAUUGGACUGACAGGAGGCAGCGGCAGCGGAAAGAGCUCCAUCGCCAGGCAGCUGGAGGCUUUGGGCGCAGUGCGGAUUGACUGUGACAAGCUGGGCCAUGAGGUUUACCAGAUGGGCACAGCCGCCUACCGCCGAGUGAUUGAAGAAUUUGGGUCAGAUAUUCUGAAUGAAGACAAAACUAUAAACAGACGUGCAUUAGGAAGGAAAGUUUUUGGAAACCAGGAGCGGUUAAAAGCACUUACAAAUAUUGUGUGGCCUGAGAUAGCACUUCUGGUGAAGAACACGAUCAGCCAAGCCAAAGAGGAAGGUAAACAGGUUUGCGUGGUGGAUGCGGCAGUUCUCCUGGAGGCCGGCUGGACAGACAUGGUCCACGAGGUCUGGGUCACCAUCAUCCCAGAGGAGGAGGCGGUGCUAAGGAUAACGGAGCGAGACGGCGUGAGCACAGAAGAUGCCCUGCGCAGGCUGCAGAGCCAGUGGUCGAACACCAAACAAGUAGAGCACGCCAACGUUGUGCUCAGCACGCUGUGGGAACCAGAGGUCACUCGGAAACAGGUACUGAAAGCUUGGAAUCUUCUUCAGAAGAGAAUCCAACAGAGGCAAGAGGGACAGUAGGAACAUGUGCGGGUCCCAUCCAGGCAAGCAUCUGUCAGGCUCUGGGACAUGUGCUCAAAAACAACUGAUCCACAUAAGGAAAUGCUGCCUUAGAAGGAAGUGAGAAUGGCCACCGUGCCUUUGCGGCAAGCCCAAACUGCUCCCUCACGUCUUUAACCAAGACUCAGUGCCUGAUUGACUUUCCACAGGUUUUUAAACUCUAGUUUUAUUUUAAAGAUGCUUAGUUGAAAGAUGGAUGGAGGAGGAAAAGGAGAACUGAUCCCCGAAAGCAGAAUAAUAUAGUGCUAUUUGGGACUAAUAAAGUGUCAUGUUAUCCUAAGAA
This is a messenger RNA of Xiphias gladius (swordfish), 2279 nucleotides long. RefSeq names its product CoA synthase (gene coasy). Gene Ontology annotation, biological process: coenzyme A biosynthetic process. The transcript has 10 exons. The record is from RefSeq and is a predicted model, not a curated record. The coding region runs from base 281 to 1957 and encodes 558 amino acids. Gene Ontology annotation, molecular function: dephospho-CoA kinase activity; pantetheine-phosphate adenylyltransferase activity; ATP binding. Lineage: Eukaryota; Metazoa; Chordata; Actinopteri; Istiophoriformes; Xiphiidae.